This is a messenger RNA of Letharia columbiana, 834 nucleotides long. RefSeq lists its product as uncharacterized. Lineage: Eukaryota; Fungi; Ascomycota; Lecanoromycetes; Lecanorales; Parmeliaceae. The transcript has a single exon. Bases 1 to 834 code for a protein of 277 amino acids. The record is from RefSeq and is a predicted model, not a curated record.
AUGGAUAUCCAGGUGAUAUCUUGUGUCAAUGAACGGGUCUUUGCUGGGGAUCGUUCCAUCAGACCAGUGUUUCCGUUCCGGCAGAUACGAUACUCAGGAGAUCACAAGCAAAAGAAUCGAGAAUACAAACCCCAACCAAUAAGAAACCUACAACAGAUGGUCGACCGGGACGAUGAGCAUGAAGAAGCGGAUCCAGGACUUUCAGCAGUAUCUCUAGUAGGGGACCGAGGCAAGCGUCCUUCAACAGUCGGCCCAAGUAACUUAGAGGGCGGCAUAGAUAGGUAUACCUUGCGCACCCGUCAUAUGACAGCGGGAGAAGCGAGCUCCACGCAAAACCUUGUACGGGAGAGCAUACAAAUCCGCACAAUAUCGAUCAGUAUUGAGCAACAACCUCCGCUCGAAGUUCGUCCAGGGAACCGCCUCUCACCAGUAGUCGUGAACAUAAGACGUCUGAGACACCAACGAGGUGAGAGUUGGAUGGGCGAAGAAGGUAACCUAUGGGCUCAAGUAUCGCUGAUGUCUGCUGAUGGACAAAUGGCGAUGGCUCUCUUCGCGCCCGAUAUCCUUGCUGCCGAAGAUAUGGUCACACCGCUUUUUCGAGAUCUUUCGGCUACUCGGACAGAAGAGAAAUGGUCGUUGGCAUUCAAAGAUCUUCAGAUUCGUCACUCUGGAUAUUUCAAGAUCCACAUUGCGGUGUUGAGAUCUUCACAGAGCGAGGAGCGAGGAGACGACGACCCUGCUAUCGAGCCUCCAAGAGAGCUUAUGGGGGUGGAUACUCAGGUCAUUAGAGUCCAUGCAUUUGCGCCGUCUCCAGUAAGACAAGGUGAGCGAUGA